AUGACAGCUCUAUGGGCUGUUUUCCGCAUGCCUAAGCUACCUGCUAGUGCCAGAUUGUUUGACUUCCUUUCGUGUUUAAAAGCAUACAUUUCGGCAGCACCGUGUUCGAGCACAAACAUUUUAGGUGUAACGCGGAGCAUUUUCCGAGAAACGAUUUCAGUAAUCACAAAUGAUGGCCGGAAUAUAGUGGGAGUCUUAAAAGGCUUCAACCAGGCCACAAAUAUUAUCCUUGAUGAAUCUCAUGAGCGCGUUUACUCCACCAAGGAAGGUGUUCAACAACUAGUGCUGGGCUUAUACAGAAUAAGGGGUGACAACAUAAGCAUUGUUGGGGAACUUGAUGAAGAGAUGGACGCACAUCUUGACUUGUCAGGUCUGAGAGCUCAUCCACUCAAGCCCGUCAUCCAUUGAUCUGAUAGGAGGGAAGGAAACGGCAUCUUCAUAGAACACAUGAAGGGUUAAGUACUUGCGAAAGAAAAUGUGUAUGAAGACUGGUGUGCUUAAUGACGACUAAUUUAUUG
Populus euphratica (Euphrates poplar) is the source of this 518-nucleotide messenger RNA. RefSeq names its product U6 snRNA-associated Sm-like protein LSm8. Gene Ontology annotation, biological process: mRNA splicing, via spliceosome. The transcript is spliced from 7 exons. Bases 1 to 408 code for a protein of 135 amino acids. The record is from RefSeq and is a predicted model, not a curated record. Gene Ontology annotation, cellular component: U6 snRNP; precatalytic spliceosome; U4/U6 x U5 tri-snRNP complex. NCBI's taxonomy places the organism in Eukaryota, Viridiplantae, Streptophyta, Magnoliopsida, Malpighiales, Salicaceae. Gene Ontology annotation, molecular function: mRNA binding.